Messenger RNA from Dipodomys ordii (Ord's kangaroo rat), 7516 nucleotides. RefSeq names its product thyroid hormone receptor interactor 12 (gene Trip12). Lineage: Eukaryota; Metazoa; Chordata; Mammalia; Rodentia; Heteromyidae. The transcript has 42 exons. Gene Ontology annotation, molecular function: zinc ion binding; ubiquitin protein ligase activity. Bases 50 to 6292 code for a protein of 2080 amino acids. The record is from RefSeq and is a predicted model, not a curated record. Gene Ontology annotation, biological process: DNA damage response; regulation of double-strand break repair; protein polyubiquitination. Gene Ontology annotation, cellular component: nuclear speck.
UGAAUGGUAGUGUCUAGAAAGGGUAUGUCCCUUCAAGAGAGAGGUGCCAAUGUCCAACCGGCCUAAUAACAAUCCAGGGGGGUCACUGCGACGUUCACAGAGGAACACUGCCGGGGCCCAACCACAAGACGACUCAAUAGGAGGAAGGUCACAUUUAGGGCAGGCAAAACAUAAGGGAUAUAGCCCUCCUGAGAGUAGAAAAUCUAAUUCUAAGGCACCCAAAGUGCAGUCUAAUACUACUUCUGAACUGUCAAGGGGACACCUUUCUAAAAGAAGCUGCAGUUCAUCAUCUGCUGUCAUAGUUCCACAACCAGAGGAUCCAGACAGAGCCAAUACUUCAGGAAGGCAAAAAACGGGGCAGGUGCCUAAGAAAGACAAUUCUCGAGGAGUGAAACGCAGUGCUAGUCCAGACUACAACAGGACCAAUUCUCCUAGCUCUGCGAAAAAACCCAAAGCACUUCAGCAUAUUGAGUCUCCCUCAGAAACAAAUAAGCCACAUAGUAAGUCAAAGAAGAGACAUUUAGACCAGGAACAACAACUGAAAUCUGCACAAUCACCAUCAACAAGCAAGGCUCACACCAGAAAGAGUGGGGCCGCUGGUAGUUCACGGAGUCAGAAAAGAAAGAGGACAGAGAGUUCUUGUCUAAAGAGUGGCUCUGGGUUCGAAUCAACUGGUGCCGAAGAGAGAUCUGCAAAACCUACCAAGCUGGCUUCAAAAUCUGCCACCUCAGCCAAAGCUGGGUGUAGCACCAUCACUGAUUCUUCCUCUGCUGCCUCAACUUCCUCAUCAUCUUCUGCUGUAGCCUCAGCCUCUUCCACCAUACCUCCAGGUGCCAGGGUGAAGCAAGGAAAAGACCAGAGCAAGGCCAGACGUUCCCGUUCAGCAUCCAGUCCUAGUCCCAGAAGAAGUAGCAGGGAAAAGGAACAGAGUAAAACUGGUGGCUCUUCAAAAUUUGAUUGGGCUGCUCGUUUCAGCCCUAAAGUUAGCCUUCCUAAAACAAAACUGUCUCUUCCAGGGUCUUCUAAGUCAGAGACAUCAAAACCUGGACCUUCUGGAUUACAGGCCAAGUUAGCAAGUUUAAGAAAAUCUACCAAGAAGCGCAGUGAGUCACCACCUGCUGAGCUCCCCAGUUUGAGGAGGAGCACACGCCAAAAGACCACGGGCUCCUGUGCUAGUACCAGUCGGCGAGGCUCUGGCCUGGGCAAGAGAGGAGCAGCUGAGGCUCGUCGGCAGGAGAAAAUGGCAGACCCUGAAAGCAAUCAGGAGACAGUGAAUUCUUCAGCUGCCAGAACAGAUGAAGCUCCCCAAGGAGCUGCAGCCUCUAGUUCUGUUGCAGGGGCUGUUGGCAUGACUACCUCUGGGGAGAGUGAAUCGGAUGAUUCUGAGAUGGGACGAUUACAAGCUCUGUUAGAGGCCAGGGGUCUUCCUCCUCACCUGUUUGGUCCUCUUGGUCCUCGGAUGUCACAACUUUUCCAUAGAACAAUUGGAAGCGGAGCUAUGCUGGGGAUUGAAUCCAGGGUCUCGCACAUGCUAGGUUCAAAGGCCCAGCAGCUUCUGCAAGGACUACAAGCCAGUGAUGAAAGUCAGCAGCUUCAAGCAGUCAUUGAAAUGUGUCAGCUAUUAGUCAUGGGAAAUGAGGAGACGCUAGGAGGUUUUCCGGUCAAGAGUGUUGUUCCAGCUUUGAUAACAUUACUGCAAAUGGAGCAUAAUUUUGAUAUUAUGAACCAUGCCUGCCGAGCUUUAACAUACAUGAUGGAAGCACUUCCUCGAUCAUCUGCUGUUGUAGUAGAUGCUAUUCCAGUCUUUUUAGAAAAGCUGCAAGUUAUUCAGUGCAUUGAUGUGGCAGAGCAGGCCUUGACUGCCUUGGAGAUGUUGUCACGGAGACACAGUAAAGCUAUUCUACAGGCAGGUGGUUUGGCAGACUGUUUGCUGUAUCUUGAAUUCUUCAGCAUAAAUGCCCAAAGAAAUGCAUUAGCAAUUGCAGCCAAUUGUUGCCAGAGUAUCACACCAGAUGAAUUUCAUUUUGUGGCAGAUUCCCUUCCAUUGCUUACUCAAAGGCUGACACACCAGGACAAAAAGUCAGUUGAAAGCACUUGCCUUUGUUUUGCACGUCUAGUAGACAACUUUCAACAUGAGGAAAACUUGCUACAGCAGGUUGCCUCCAAAGAUCUGCUUACAAAUGUUCAACAACUGUUAGUAGUGACUCCACCGAUCUUAAGUUCUGGGAUGUUUAUAAUGGUUGUUCGGAUGUUUUCUCUGAUGUGUUCCAACUGUCCAACACUAGCUGUUCAACUAAUGAAGCAAAACAUUGCAGAAACACUUCACUUCCUCCUCUGUGGUGCCUCCAAUGGAAGUUGUCAGGAGCAGAUUGAUCUUGUUCCACGAAGUCCUCAAGAGCUAUAUGAACUGACAUCUUUGAUUUGUGAACUUAUGCCAUGUUUACCAAAAGAAGGCAUUUUUGCGGUUGAUACCAUGUUGAAGAAAGGAAAUGCACAAAACACAGAUGGUGCAAUAUGGCAGUGGCGUGAUGAUCGGGGCCUCUGGCAUCCUUACAAUAGGAUUGACAGCCGGAUCAUUGAGGUAGCAGCCCAUCAGGUCGGUGAGGAUGAGAUAAGCUUGUCCACUCUGGGACGAGUUUAUACUAUUGAUUUUAAUUCUAUGCAGCAAAUCAAUGAGGACACGGGGACAGCACGUGCCAUUCAGAGAAAACCUAACCCCUUAGCCAAUACUAACACUAGUGGAUAUUCAGAGUUAAAGAAGGAUGAUGCUCGAGCACAGCUUAUGAAAGAGGAUCCGGAACUGGCUAAGUCUUUUAUCAAGACAUUGUUUGGUGUUCUUUAUGAAGUAUAUAGUUCCUCAGCAGGACCUGCAGUCAGACAUAAGUGCCUUAGAGCAAUUCUUAGGAUAAUUUAUUUUGCGGAUGCCGAGCUUCUGAAGGAUGUUCUAAAAAAUCAUGCUGUUUCAAGUCACAUUGCAUCCAUGCUAUCAAGUCAAGACCUGAAGAUAGUAGUUGGAGCACUUCAGAUGGCAGAAAUCUUAAUGCAGAAGUUACCUGAUAUUUUUAGUGUUUACUUCAGAAGAGAAGGUGUAAUGCAUCAAGUAAAACAUUUAGCAGAGUCAGAGUCUUUGUUGACAAGUCCACCAAAGGCAUGUACGAAUGGGUCAGGAUCCUUGGGGUCUACUACGUCCGUGAGCAGUGGGACAGCCACAGCCGCCACCAAUGCUGCAGCUGAUCUGGGCUCACCUAGCUUGCAGCACAGCAGAGAUGAUUCUUUGGACCUGAGUCCUCAAGGUCGAUUAAGUGAUGUUCUAAAGAGAAAACGACUGCCAAAACGAGGGCCACGAAGGCCAAAGUACUCACCUCCAAGAGAUGAUGACAAAGUAGACAAUCAAGCUAAAAGCCCCACUACCACUCAGUCACCUAAAUCUUCCUUCCUGGCCAGCUUGAAUCCAAAAACAUGGGGAAGGUUAAGCGCACAGUCCAAUAGCAACAACAUUGAGCCAGCACGAACUGCAGGAGUUAGUGGUCUUGCCAGGGCUGCCUCAAAGGACACUCUAUCCAAUAACAGAGAAAAAAUUAAAGGUUGGAUUAAGGAGCAGGCACAUAAAUUUGUAGAGCGCUAUUUUAGUUCUGAGAAUAUGGAUGGAAGCAAUCCUGCACUGAAUGUCCUUCAGAGACUUUGUGCUGCAACUGAACAACUCAACCUCCAGGUGGAUGGUGGAGCUGAGUGCCUUGUAGAAAUCCGUAGCAUAGUCUCAGAAUCAGAUGUUUCAUCAUUUGAAAUCCAGCAUAGUGGAUUUGUGAAGCAGCUGUUGCUUUAUUUGACAUCUAAAAGUGAAAAGGAUGCCGUAAGCAGAGAGAUCAGAUUAAAGCGAUUUCUUCAUGUAUUUUUUUCUUCUCCUCUUCCAGGAGAAGAGCCUAUUGGACGAGUAGAACCAAUGGGUAAUGCACCUUUAUUGGCAUUAGUUCACAAGAUGAACAACUGCCUGAGCCAAAUGGAACAGUUUCCAGUCAAAGUGCAUGAUUUCCCCAGUGGAAAUGGGACAGGAGGAAGCUUUUCUCUCAACAGAGGAUCACAGGCUUUAAAAUUUUUCAACACACAUCAGUUAAAAUGCCAAUUACAAAGACAUCCUGAUUGUGCAAAUGUGAAACAGUGGAAGGGUGGACCUGUCAAGAUCGACCCAUUGGCGUUGGUACAAGCUAUUGAGAGAUACCUUGUAGUUAGAGGGUAUGGAAGAGUAAGAGAAGAUGAUGAAGACAGUGAUGAUGAUGGAUCAGAUGAGGAAAUAGACGAAUCUCUGGCUGCUCAGUUUUUAAAUUCAGGAAAUGUGAGACACAGACUACAGUUUUAUAUUGGAGAACAUUUGCUACCAUACAAUAUGACUGUGUAUCAGGCAGUACGACAGUUCAGUGUACAGGCUGAAGAUGAAAGAGAAUCCACAGAUGAUGAAAGCAAUCCUCUAGGGAGAGCUGGGAUUUGGACAAAGACUCAUACCAUAUGGUACAAACCUGUAAGAGAGGAUGAAGAAAGUAAUAAAGACUGUGUUGGUGGUAAAAGAGGAAGAGCCCAAACAGCGCCAACAAAAACGUCCCCCAGAAAUGCAAAAAAGCAUGAUGAGUUAUGGCAUGAUGGAGUGUGCCCAUCAGUAUCAAAUCCUUUAGAAGUUUACCUUAUUCCCACGCCACCUGAAAAUAUCACCUUUGAAGACCCAUCAUUAGAUGUGAUCCUCCUUUUAAGAGUUUUACAUGCUGUCAGUCGAUACUGGUAUUACUUGUAUGAUAAUGCAAUGUGCAAGGAGAUUAUUCCAACUAGUGAAUUUAAUAACAGUAAAUUGACAGCAAAAGCAAACAGGCAGCUUCAAGAUCCUUUAGUAAUCAUGACAGGAAACAUCCCAACAUGGCUAACUGAGCUAGGAAAAACCUGCCCAUUUUUCUUUCCUUUUGAUACCCGGCAAAUGCUUUUUUAUGUAACUGCAUUUGAUCGAGACCGGGCAAUGCAAAGAUUACUUGAUACCAACCCAGAAAUCAACCAGUCUGAUUCUCAAGAUAGCAGAGUUGCACCUCGAUUGGAUAGAAAAAAACGUACUGUGAACAGAGAGGAGUUGUUGAAGCAAGCCGAAUCUGUAAUGCAGGACCUUGGCAGUUCACGGGCCAUGUUAGAAAUCCAGUAUGAAAAUGAGGUUGGUACAGGUCUUGGGCCUACACUGGAGUUUUAUGCACUUGUAUCUCAGGAACUACAGAGAGCUGACUUGGGUCUCUGGAGAGGUGAAGAAGUAACUCUUAGCAAUCCAAAAGGAAGCCAAGAAGGGACCAAGUAUAUUCAAAACCUCCAGGGCCUGUUUGCGCUUCCUUUUGGUAGGACAGCUAAGCCAGCUCAUAUCGCAAAGGUUAAGAUGAAGUUUCGCUUCUUAGGAAAAUUAAUGGCUAAGGCUAUCAUGGAUUUCAGAUUGGUGGACCUUCCCCUUGGCUUACCCUUUUAUAAGUGGAUGCUACGGCAAGAAACUUCACUGACAUCACAUGAUUUAUUUGACAUCGACCCUGUUGUAGCCAGAUCAGUAUAUCACCUGGAAGACAUUGUCAGACAGAAGAAAAGAUUGGAACAAGAUAAAUCUCAGACCAAAGAGAGUCUACAGUAUGCAUUGGAAACACUUACUAUGAAUGGCUGCUCAGUUGAAGAUCUAGGAUUGGAUUUCACGCUGCCAGGGUUUCCCAACAUUGAACUAAAGAAAGGAGGGAAAGAUAUACCAGUCACUAUCCAUAAUUUAGAAGAGUACCUAAGACUGGUUAUAUUCUGGGCACUCAAUGAAGGUGUUUCUAGGCAAUUUGAUUCAUUUCGAGAUGGAUUUGAAUCCGUUUUCCCACUCAGUCAUCUUCAGUACUUCUAUCCAGAGGAGCUGGAUCAGCUCCUCUGUGGCAGUAAAGCAGACACUUGGGAUGCGAAGACAUUGAUGGAGUGCUGCAGGCCUGAUCAUGGCUACACUCAUGACAGUCGGGCGGUGAAGUUCUUGUUUGAGAUUCUCAGUAGUUUUGAUAAUGAGCAGCAGAGGUUAUUUCUCCAGUUUGUGACUGGUAGCCCACGAUUGCCUGUUGGAGGAUUUCGGAGUCUGAAUCCACCUUUGACUAUUGUCCGGAAGACAUUUGAAUCAACAGAAAACCCAGAUGAUUUCUUACCUUCUGUAAUGACUUGUGUGAACUAUCUUAAGUUGCCGGACUACUCAAGCAUUGAAAUAAUGCGUGACAAACUGUUGAUAGCAGCGAGAGAAGGGCAGCAGUCAUUCCAUCUUUCCUGAUCACAACAAGAAAUCAGUGUCUGCCUGUUACAGCAAAAGAAAAACAAAUCAUGAUUUCUUUUCUAAAUGUAUCACCUGGGUCAAGGAAACAUGUUACGCCUUCUUGUUGUAGGAAAAAAAGACUUGCAGAUUAUAAAAGAGAUACUUGGUUGAUAUUCAUUAAUGGCCCCAUGGACUUAAAGUGAUCAGGCCCUAAAAUGUUGUUGUGAUGAGGUUUCUUUAGCAAGUUCUUGUUUAAAUUAUCAUUUAUUUGAUGAGUGAAGUUUUUAACUUGCUUUGCUGUGUGAAAUUUAAAAGGGAUGUUUUUCCAGGCUGAACAAUAAAUGUCGCUGUGCAGUUUAAUUCUGGGCUGUGUGUAUCCAUCUAGCUAAGUCUGCAGUUUUGUUUUCUCCAAAGACAGCUCGUGUACAUAAAGUACAGAAAUUAAAGCUCACAUGUAUUUGACAACUGUAGUUCAGUAGAUGGGCUCUAUGCUUUUCACUUUCUUCUAAUUCUCCCUCCCUGACUCUGACUCAUUAUUGUCUGUGCAGUUCAUGGGGUUUUGUGUUGUUUUGUGUGUGUGAGUGUGAGUGUGUGUGUGUACACAACAACACUCAGUUGUGAUGUUUCCAUCAGUGUGGGCUUUUCUGUUGUCCCAUGUUCCCAGAUUAAGAUAUAAUUUAAAAUUCAUUGAAUUGAAAAUAUUGUCAAUAUAAUUUAGCCUUUGUAACUAAGUAGAGUUUUCUUAUAGUUUAGUUUUAAUAUAGUUAAUAGUUUAUUACUGGCUUUUUGCCAGGUGACACACUAGGAUUGUUUACAUGGUGAUUCCAACAGCAACAGCCUCUGGAAUGGAGGCAGGAAAGCUCAUUAAUUUGUUUUGUGUAGGUUUCAAAAGUCUAUGGCUUGAGCUGGCCAGUAUUUAUUCUACAGUCAGAGCUUUUAAAAUUGAUGUAAAGUGUUUUGUUGUUAUUGUUUUUUAAGCAGUUUUCAUUCUCUGUUGGAGUAAGCAUUUUUUUUUCUUGGUGUUUUUGUGUUAAGUCUCUGUUUUCGGUCUUUUUUUUUUUUUUCAUUCUCAUCUUCUUCCAGUGUUCACUUGAGAUGAACAGUUCAACUUGGGUCUCCACAGAUAAAAGCACCUGUAAACAAUGCUGUCCCUUUGUUUUAUGUGCUUAUUUCUCAAAUCUGCAAUAAUCUUAUCAGGUUAAUGUUUUUACCUGAAAAUAAAUAAAGUUUACUUCACCUUUU